AAAUCAUUCACUGUCGUAUAAGAGUUUUCUACGUUUUUCGGUCACUUUUAUCUGACUAGUUAUUACAACCGCCAUUUACGCAGUCGUCUGUGUUGCUACGUAAACCCAAAGCACAGCUAUCCCUGCCCAAUUCUUACUUUAAAAAAUUACAAGAAACCUCUUGCAUUUUUACAAUGUUAGGGAAGAUGCUGAAUCCGAAAUGUUGGCUACAAUGGAUGGGCCCGCACGCUGUGAAAGUACAUUCGUGACACUUUAUUAGAGGUAACAGAUAAUACUCGAUACCUCUCAAUGAUGGUACUGUCGUCACUUCCACUAUCGAUAACUUUAUGUAUUCGAGGUUUUGUUGGUAAACGAUGCACGGUGUCAACAUUGCCGCGGUAAUCAUGCGCUGAUGGGACACGUUGAUUGUAGAGGUAGUCAGUGUAGCGUGUGAACAGCGGUCUCGAAAUAGUGUUACAAUGAUAGGAGACAGAUGCUAACCAUUCGCUGAUAAAGUAAUUUCAAGAAUAUACCCAGACGAAAUGUUUUGGUAUAUAUUUUUAUUAGUAUCCAGUGUAAAACUUUUGCUUAUCCCAACAUACCGUUCAACAGAUUUUGAAGUUCAUCGUAAUUGGCUCGCCGUAACUCAUAGCCUACCGAUCAAGGAGUGGUACAAUGACACAACUUCAGAGUGGACGCUUGAUUACCCACCCUUCUUCGCCUGGUUUGAGUACAUUCUGUCGCACAUUGCACAAUUCUUUGAUCCUGAAAUGCUAAAAGUUACGAACCUCAAUUAUGCAUCCUACUCUACAGUUUUAUUCCAAAGACUGUCUGUAAUUGUAGCAGACCUCAUGCUAGCCUUUGGUACAAAAGAGUGUUGCCAGUAUUUGAGUGCAAGUGGAGUUAGAAAAAGCAGUAAAUGGAAAUCUCGUUGGAAGUCUCCAGCUACAGUCCUGCAAAUCCUGCUUCUGUGCAAUGCUGGCCUUCUGUUGGUUGACCACAUACACUUCCAAUACAAUGGCAUGUUGUUUGGUGUCUUGCUCAUGUCAAUUGCAAGAAUGUUACAGGGUUGCACUAUGGAAUCUGCAGUCUGGUUCUGUAUCCUUCUCAAUUUGAAGCAUAUUUUUGCAUAUGUAGCACCAGCAUAUUUUAUAUAUUUGCUUCGCAAUUACUGUUUUGAUUCAACUCAACCAGUGACUUGGAGCAGAUUCUCUAUGACAAAAUUUUGUCAACUUUCAGUGGUGGUUGCAAGCAUUUUUAUGAUCUCAUUUGGACCGUUCAUAGUGUUGGGUCAGUUUGCACAGGUCAUGUCACGCCUAUUCCCUUUUAAACGAGGUUUGUGUCAUGCAUAUUGGGCACCGAAUUUUUGGGCUCUCUACAAUGUAGCUGACAAGGGAGCAGCCUUUGUUGGCAGGAAAUUAGGAAUGAAUUUGCAACAUAGCUCCGCUGUGAUGACAGGUGGACUUGUGCAAGAAUUUGAGCACACUAUACUGCCUUCUGUCUCUCCGAAAAUGACUUUCAUGUUAACUCUGGUGUCUAUACUGCCAGCAAUUAUGAAGCUGUGGUAUUCACCUGGGAACCCACUUCAUUUUGUGCGCUGUGUUAUCUUGUGUGCUGGGGCCUCCUUCAUUUUUGGAUGGCACGUUCAUGAGAAAGCUAUUCUCAUGGUAAUAAUACCCUUAAGCUUGAUGGCUGUGGUAUGGAAGAAGGAAGCCCAGGCAUAUCUUCUGCUGGCUGUUGCUGGUCAUUACUCUCUUUUUCCAUUGAUCUUCACUGCAGCCGAGUUGCCAAUCAAGAUACUACUGCUGCUUAUGCAUUCAGUGUAUUCUUUCUUUAGCCUGUCAGGCUUGUUUGACGUACAGGGCAUGGAACGCACUUGGGCAUUACCACUAAUGUCCAAGGCUGAGUCAGUCUACCUCCUGGGUUUGUUUCCACUGUUUAUAUUUGAGACUGUUGUGCACUCACUGCUGAAUCUGAAGACAUCUCUCCCCUUCCUACCUCUUCUCCUGACUUCAGUUUACUGUUCCAUUGGUAUUAUUUAUGCAUGGCUGAAAUAUUACCAACAUUUCUUAUCCACUAAUGAAGUCAAUCACAAACGAAAAGCACACUGACAGUGACUGUAAGUAUAAAAUAAAUAAAGCGCUAUCUGCUUGAAUGUAUAUAUGCUCAAGUAAAAAUUGUCAGUGAGGAAAAUCUCAAAGCGAUAAAUAUUGUGUUCAUUUUUAUCGUUUCAUAUCUCAUUUUCAGUUUAUAGUUCACCCCACUACUAAAUAACAUUAAAGCAUUCCUGAUGACAGCAUGGUGUGUAAGUUGAAGUGUUUACUUGACCUGGAUACAACAGAAAAUGUAGCAUGCAUCUUGUCAUAACCAUUUAAUGCCUUUAAUACCUUCAAGUGAAGCACAAGCCAUAGCUUAUCACAUAUAAUAGUAGUGCAGAACUAACGCUCUUUUACGUUCUGGUCAGCAGUCGAAGCUUGCAUUAAACUGUUCUUUAUUUG
Molecule: messenger RNA, 2477 nt
Organism: Schistocerca gregaria
Lineage: Eukaryota; Metazoa; Arthropoda; Insecta; Orthoptera; Acrididae
Gene: xit
Product: probable dolichyl pyrophosphate Glc1Man9GlcNAc2 alpha-1,3-glucosyltransferase
Exons: 9
Coding region: 522-2090 (522 amino acids)
Biological process (GO): protein N-linked glycosylation
Cellular component (GO): endoplasmic reticulum membrane
Molecular function (GO): dolichyl pyrophosphate Glc1Man9GlcNAc2 alpha-1,3-glucosyltransferase activity
Source: RefSeq, a predicted model, not a curated record